GUUAUUCUUUGUAGUUUUUCAGUUAACAAUGCAUUUUUUCGUUUGUAUUUUGUUCUUCCAUGCAAUAGCAGCAGCAGUUGAAGGUGCAAUACAUGUAGCAUCCGGUGCAGCAUCAUUUCAAAAAUUAAUAGAACAAAUGACUUCAAGCAAAACUGAGGCCACUUCGGCAGAUUCUGCUAAAUUAUUAAAAUUUGAAGCAGAUGAUGAUGUUGUCUUUAAACUCUUUACUCCAACAGCGGAUGGUAAUGUGGUCAAGUUAAAUGACAUUAGUUCCCUUAAAAAAUCCACCUUCGACCCCAAGAAUCCAACGCGUUUUAUCAUUCAUGGCUGGACAGGGACUAGUAAUGCUGAAAUUGAAACUAAAAUACGCAAAGCUUACCUUGCAAAUGGGAAAUUUAAUGUUUUUGCCGUGGAUUGGAGUUCGGGUGCAAUUAGCGAAUAUAUAUUAGCUCGAAAUCGCGUUGAAGCUGUUGGACAAACCGUUGCGCGCUUCAUUACAUUCCUGAAUAAGGAAACAGGUAUGCCUCUGAGUAGUGUAACGAUUGUUGGGCACAGUCUGGGUGCGCACGUUGCUGGAUUUGCGGGGAAGAACACGCGGAGUGUUGGGACAGUUGAGGCAAUUGUUGGUCUCGAUCCUGCUUACCCAUUCUUCUCCUAUGAAAAACCCCAUGAACGUCUUAACGCCACAGAUGCCAACUACGUGGAGAUUAUCCACACUAACGGUGGCUACGCAGGUAUCGUCGAACCAAUUGGACAUGUUGAUUUCUAUCCCAACUACGGAACGCAUCAGCCUGACUGCCCUAUAAUUGGACACUUUAUAUGCAGCCAUAGCCGUUCCUACAUCUACUUUGCUGAAUCCAUCACAACAGCCACUGGCUUCUGGGCUAGACAGUGUGGUGACUACAAUGACAUUCUCAAUGAAAAUUGCACUACAACUAAUGCCGUUUACGCCGUCAUGGGUGGAGAGCCCGUAAAGAAGAAAACUCGAGGAAUUUUCUGGUUAUCAACAAAUGGUGAGAGCCCAUUUGCCCAAGGACGUCCUUCCGAAUGGACAAAAUAAGAUUUAAAAAACGUUAAAUCUUCACAACAAAAAAAAGAAAAAUUAAUAAAAUCUCACAAUUUUAA
Molecule: messenger RNA, 1125 nt
Organism: Lutzomyia longipalpis
Lineage: Eukaryota; Metazoa; Arthropoda; Insecta; Diptera; Psychodidae
Product: pancreatic triacylglycerol lipase-like
Exons: 3
Coding region: 29-1060 (343 amino acids)
Biological process (GO): lipid metabolic process
Molecular function (GO): lipase activity
Source: RefSeq, a predicted model, not a curated record